Molecule: messenger RNA, 1278 nt
Organism: Filobasidium floriforme
Lineage: Eukaryota; Fungi; Basidiomycota; Tremellomycetes; Filobasidiales; Filobasidiaceae
Product: putative Coronin-like actin binding WD repeat protein
Exons: 8
Biological process (GO): actin filament organization
Molecular function (GO): actin filament binding
Source: RefSeq, a predicted model, not a curated record
AUGAGCAGAUUCGUCCGACCGAGUAAAUACCGUCAUACCUAUUCGCAACAGGCGAAAAAGGAGCACAACUAUGAGAACUUGAAGGUCUCCACCUCGGCCUGGGAUACCGACCUGAUCAAAGCCAACCCCAAAUUCCUCUCUAUCAACUACCAAGCAUCCGGUGGUGGAGCCUUCCUUGUCCUCCCCCUUCUCUCUCCCUUUUCCGCCCCAGCGAUCCCCACCCCGAAACUCCCCGACCUCCUCCCCCUCUGCCGAGGGCACAGCGGACCGGUAUUGGAUACCGCUUGGCACCCGCACAAAGAAGCUGUAUUGGCGAGCGCAGGGGAGGAUGGCAAGAUCUUCCUCUGGAACUUUGAGAGCGAGAUCUCCAACUCUGCUCGUGGGUCCGAAGGUACCGGAUACUCUGGCAAGUUCAGCGGAUGGGGGGAAGAGAACUGGACGACCCCUUCGGAUUGGGAACAUACGGCUUUUAUCCCCAAAGCCGGUCAGGGGAAAAAGGUCGGACAGGUCGUCUUCAACCCCGUAGCUUCGGGGUUGUUGGCCAGUGCUAGUGGGGACCACGUCGUCAGGCUUUGGGACGUGGAUUCGGGCAAGUUUGACGAGGCGCUCGUAGAGCUCAAGGGGCACAAGGAUACCGUACAGAGCGUCUGCUGGAAUUAUACCGGAGAUCUGCUCAUCACCACCUCCCGAGAUAAACAAAUCCGGAUGUACGACCCCCGAGCGGGUUCCGACCCUAUUAAACAGGCCGACGGCCACGGUGGGAUCAAGGGCUCCAGGGUCGUCUGGUUGGGCGAUCGGGAGAGGGCGGUGACGACCGGGUUCUCCAGGAUGUCGGACAGACAGAUGAUCCUUUGGGAUACGGCGACUUUGAAGCCGAUCUCGACGGAGAAUAUCGAUAGCAGUUCCGGUGUCAUUAUGCCGCAUUAUGUCGAGGGCAACUCGGUCUUGUUGUUGGCCGGAAAGGGAGACGGGAACAUCAGGUACUACGAAUACGCUGACGACGAGCUGUUCUACUUGAACGAACACAAGAGUGCCGAUCCUCAACGAGGGUUCACCCUCUUGCCUCGACACGCUGUCGAUGUCGGACAAAACGAGAUCGCUCGUGGAUUCAAGCUCACUACGAGCACCGUCGAACCGAUCGGAUUUGUCGUUCCCCGUAAAGCUGAAAGCUUCCAGGCAGACAUCUUCCCUCCUGCUCCUUCCGAUGAAGCCGCAUUUACCGCCAAGGAAUGGAUGGAUGGCAAAAAGGGUCCUCCCAAGUUGAUCGACAUGGAGUCA